UGCUGCGCCUUAUUAUUCAAAAAGAAGAGGAAGCGAAAUGAAAAUACAAAACGUCGUGCAAUAUUACCGUAGCUAUCAACACCAGCCAGUCGAAAAGGGAAGAGAAGAGAAUGAAGAGGUAAACAAGUAUACACAUUUCCUCUGGCACCUCAAAGCCCUAUGAUGUAGGCGGUAGGCUGGAGUCUGAUUGGACAACUGCGGCCACAGAUAAACAGGUUACGCCAUAUUGACUCUUUCCGUGAAGAGCGCUUCGUUUCAUUUCUGGAAAAAUGACCAUAUAGUUCGGUUUCUGCUGAAAAUGGCACACACUGGGGUAAAGGAAGAGGCAGCCGAUGAGGACUGUUAUGUCAGCAGCAAGGUGUACCUGCGAAGUCGACCGUGCUCCAGCGAGAGAGACAGCCAGGUGCGGGCAGUCAGAACCGAGCUUCAGUCCAGACUGGGGCCCUACGAGCCCGUCCUGACCUACCUUCAGUCAGUCCUGGUGUGGGAGAGACCCAUUCUGUGCGUGCUACUCUACGCUACGGUCAACGUCGUGUUCUGGUUUUUUGCCCUGACCUCACUGCGCCUCCUGUUUCUUAUUUCUGCUUCCCUGGUUGUGGUUGUCUGCGUUGACACAUGGAAGAACACAAUUUGGCCAGAAAUAAGAGUUCGUAAACCAGAUGAAUUAGAAAAUGAAAGCUGGGGUUUAAUGCAGCCUGGCAUCCUGAGUGUGCCUGAACUUUGCCACCACGUAGCAGAAGCUUGGGUCAGUGGAGGUGUUUUCGUGUCGUGGUUGAUGCAUUACAAACGGAACAAUCGUGGAACGUUUUGCAUCCUAACCUGUGGAGUCUUCUUCUGCUUAGCUGUGGUGGGCCGUUACAUCCCUGGCUAUGUGCUGGUUUAUUUCGCUGUAAUGGCUACCCUCCUGGCCCCUCUGGCAGCCUAUCAUCGGGCUUUUCAGCAUGUGUCUGUGAAGCUGGAGCCAGUCCUGCAGCGGCUAGACUUUAGUGUUACUGGAUACAUGAUGGCAAAGCCCAUCGAUAACCAGUUCCUGCGAAAGUCCAUUCAUGGUGCGGCCUCAGGUGAUCCCAGCGACAGUGAAGAGGAACUGGCUGCAUUUUGUCCAACUUUUGACGAUGCGGCUGCUGAAAAGGAACUGUCCAUGACAGACUCUGAGCACUCUGACGCCGAGAUCUCCUGCACUGAAAACGGAACAUUUAACCUGUCACGUGGUCAGACUCCUCUCACAGAGGGCUCUGAGGAACUCGACAGGCACAGUGAUGCUGAGGAAUCAUUUGCUCAAGACCUUCCAGACUUCCCCUCCAUAAACCCCGAUGCAACUCUGAUGGACGACGACGACGAUACAAGCAUCGGUCUACCCAGUCUGGCUCCGUCUGGGCCAAGCGGUCACCGUGCUUCAGUGUUGGACGUAGAGUCUCACCUGCUGGAUUCUGACCAAGAGGAACUGGAUGCUGAACUGUCCCUUAGCGGCCUGCCGUCCGCCUCUGAUUUCACCGGAGACUUGGCUGGGGUCUUUGCCAGCAACAUGAUCCAGGCGGCGCUGGUGGGGGCCCUGCAAUCUCGGGCCCCUGCUGAACAGCACAGAGCCCACCGGAGCUACCGCCAACAGUCUAGCUCCGAGAUGGACACAGACUUGGACGGAGAUGAUUUCGAAAUGCUGGAUCAGUCUGAACUGAACCAGAUGGACCCCCUAGGAGGGGGAGGGGCGAGUAGACGAGGAGGGGGACAGGGGUCUAACUUUCUAUCUAGUCUGCUGGGUAAACCACAGUAAUUUAUGUGUGUGUGUGGUUGUGUGUGUGUUUGUGUGCCAGCGUUGGUGUACGAAUGUGUGACAGAUGUCCUGGUAGAGUCCUGCUUCAGAUUGGCAUCAAUUUUAUCACUGUGAAAUAUUUUAUCUCUUUAAACUUUUUCCUUAUUUAAGGUUUUCUAGUCAUACAUUCAAGUUUUACUUUGUAGGCUGAGCAAUAGGAAAUGAAGCAGCAGAUACGAAUUAAACCAGCAUCCUGGAGCCUUGUUGCAUUUUUAUACCUUUGUACUCCUAUUAGAUUGAUUAGCAGCUGAUGUGGAAUUAGGAACAGCGUAGCCCCCGUAACAUUAUACUCUAUGAGACCUGAACAGUGAGGGCUAUUUAACAGUGGACCAAACAUGACAUUCCUGUUGUUGGUGAAGUGGAGUCACGCUGCUUUGAUAAGACCGGUGUAGAUUCACGAUUCUAAAGUGUAUGGUACAGAAGGAUUAAAAAAACAACCCAAAUUUUCCCAUUAUAUUUUGUCAAGUAAACAUUUAUAUUGCUGUAAAUAUUAGUCAUCUACUCUCUUCUAACCAUAGACAAUAUAAAAUAACAACAGUGCUAUCAUUAGCCAACGGUACAACUUAGGAAAAACUGCUGUUUCAGACGUACCUCUGUGUGUAUGCAAAUCUGCAGCAUCUUUUGUCUUCUAUUAUUAACACCCAGCUGUUUUGUGUACGUGAUACUAACUUUGCUCAGUGUUAGUAUCAUGACAACUGAGCCAAAGUCCUUCAACCUCAGUCAGUCGUACAGGAAUGUCCUGAUGAGUAGAGGGUGUGUCAACAACCUGCAAUCUAUUACUGUAAGGUUGUUUUUGAAGAACUGAUGGCAGUCGUGGUGAACAAUCUGUAGAUGGUUUACAGUCAGCAGAAGCCAAACAUCUAGUUCAUCCUCCAAUCCUUAUUGUGCUUCUCUAUCACACCUGGUGGGGGAGCUCUCAGAUGAAAUACAGUAAAUUCCAUAAAAGGGCUUAGGAGAAAUUGCUGCUCUUUUUCACUUCAUUUAUAACAUGAGUGAACUUUUGCCGAAGAGUUGGUGUGAUUACAGUACUUACUCACUUUAGUUCUUUAAUAGAACAUGACUUCAGUUUUGUAAGUGACAAUCCUAUUUAGAUGAAAACAAACAAUAAAGCUUGACGAAUUGAGAUACUGGGCUUUACCAGUCAGUCACAACAUGGACUGGAACACUGUCCUGUAGAGUUCUGGUGACAUCACAACUUUAGCAACGUUCACUCACCUUGACAUAUCUAAUUAAGAUUUAGCCGUUUUUUUUCUGCUAAAUGAGAUCAAAAUUUACCACAACUUGUUUUACAGAAGAAAGCUAAUUUUCGAUUGUCUAGAAAAUGAUCGUUUUCCAGUAGAAAUCAGAUAAAGGUUAGGGUUAUUUGUUUUUCCUUUACAUUAGUUCUUCUUUUGGUUUCUCUCACCUGACAGUCUGGGAGUUUUAACAGUAUCUGUUUUCAACUGACACAUCUGAGAAUAACAUUUCUGUACAUGUCACGAUACAGGUCAACCGUUUUCUGCUCUCUUUGCAACAAUCUGGCGUUUAGUCGUGCAAACACAAGAAGAUGUAUACUCAAACUUUUUGGCCUGAAGUUGUCUGACUCACGUCAACAUUUUAAAGUCAUUAUGUCUCGGAGUGAGAUGAUUGUAUUUUUCUGGUACUCAGAUUAUUUUUGAAGUUUGUUUCUUUAUAUAACACUAUAACAAAAAGCAUUUUAAUUGACCCCUGGAUUAAUUAUUGGAGGUGAAUUUAUUUGCAUGUCUUUGCUUUUAUCAUCCCUUGCAGUCAGAUUUGUAAAGCUUCUUUUUCCAAAUUUUACUAACAUGUUUCCAACGUAGGGUAUUUUGAAGGGUGCUUUAUUCCCACUCAGUAGACACAUCAUGUUGGUCUGUUAUAACUACGACUCCGUAGGAUUGAGCAUUUACAAAGGUGUGUUGUUACAAGAAGGAAAUGCUACUCGCCGCUGCCCAAAAGAAAAGGCAGUGCUGGAUCCACAGUGAGGUAUUAGACACAAAGACUGGGGUGGAAAAGCUGAUGGUUUGAUGUUGAAGAAAAUUAAAAAUUAACAUCAGUUUAUUUGAUGUCUUUAACCCACAAAACUUUACCCAUUGCUGCCCUGUGAAGCGUCAUUUCCUCCUUAGUCAUUGCAGUCAGUUUCAAUGAGGAUGAUUAGCAUGGUGGUGUGGAUUGUGGUGUGAUUUCCUCUCUGACUGGUUUUGAUAUGCUUUGAUGUGAAAGUUGUAUUGAAUAAAUUGUUUGCAG
Cynoglossus semilaevis (tongue sole) is the source of this 4054-nucleotide messenger RNA. It is a transcript of the gene retreg3, whose product is annotated as reticulophagy regulator family member 3. The transcript is spliced from 11 exons. NCBI's taxonomy places the organism in Eukaryota, Metazoa, Chordata, Actinopteri, Pleuronectiformes, Cynoglossidae. The record is from RefSeq and is a predicted model, not a curated record. Bases 299 to 1771 code for a protein of 490 amino acids. Gene Ontology annotation, biological process: reticulophagy.